AUUUUUUGGUUGGUUUAAACAGAUAUUAGUAGUGCUAACAUUUAAUUUUGUAUACUCGACACACGUACAGAGUAACACAAAAACUUCUUCAGAUUUUUUGGUUUCAUCAUUCGCGUGUUGGCAUCAACAAAGAACCCGUUUCAAAUUAUUAAAGUUAAAUACUGCAAAUUCGCAAUACAACAAAAUCAAACUCUCAGACACACACACACACACACACACAUACACACAGAGAAGAAAGCAAACUAGCAAAAUUUUAGCAAUUGUUAACAGAGCAAAAAUACAUUUUCAAUUUAAAGUACACACGAUGAAUCGUCAGUUGGAGAUGCGUGGUAAUUUGAUUCGUUUAACGCACCAAAUACAAAAAACCAGAAACUGCGGCUACGUGACCAAGCCCAGAUUCGAGCUGCCCAAGAAGAAGCCGCCGUCGCCAACGCAAAUGGCCGCCGGCAUUGAGAAGAGCAAACUGCAAAGCGGCGCACGCAUUCCAACCGCCACGCGCUGCCUGUGGGGCCAGAAUAGUCUGAAGCUGCGCAACGAGUGCCAAGUGGCCCAUACCAAAUAUUAUGUGAGCAUGGCCACGUUGGAGCAAAGCGCUCGCGAGCUUUACAAAUGCGCCAAGCUGCGCAGCAAGAUUUCGGAGCAGGGCAAGGCCAGAAUCAAGAAUCAGCGCGACAGCGAUCAUCGCAACAUCGAUCGUGCCGAUAGCUCAUCAAUUGAGGAGGAUUCGCGCAAGUUAUCGCAGCAAUCGGAAAGACUGCAUAAGCUAUUUUUAUUAGAUGAUGAGUCAGCUGAAAUGAGCGUUGGCAAUGAGUAUGAUAACGAUAACGACAACGAGCAGCAUAACGAUGACUAUAACGACAACUAUAUUGGUGAUAAUGCAAAUUUUAUCAAAUUUAAAAAACUUAAUGCCGUCAACCAGCAAAAUUCUUCAGCAGAGAAACAGCUACGCACAAAUUAAACAUUUUAACAUAAAUAUUUCCCACACACACACACACACAUAUUUGUGAUACGUACGAUUCAAAGCUUACAACGAUUAAGUGUAAUCGAAUUCAUUUCAGAAAUUUGCUCUAAAUGCGCAUGUCCCUUCCCCCAUAUAAAGGAAACCCACUGAAAAUUGACAAUAGUGUGUAUAUUAGAAUAAUAUAUGCGUAUUUUCCAAUCAAUUUUCAUUAGAAGUCUUUUUGCUAACGUC
This is a messenger RNA of Drosophila busckii, 1192 nucleotides long. RefSeq lists its product as uncharacterized. The transcript is spliced from 2 exons. The coding region runs from base 305 to 958 and encodes 217 amino acids. Lineage: Eukaryota; Metazoa; Arthropoda; Insecta; Diptera; Drosophilidae. The record is from RefSeq and is a predicted model, not a curated record.